AUGUUCAUUUCAAUGUCUGUUCUACACACUCCCUUCACUCAUAUUCCCUACAAUCAUUAUUCACUCUUCAGAAGUAAUAGUGUUGUUGAUUACGCUUCCACAUUCCCCCACUACCUCUCAAAGGAACCAAUCCCCAAAUUAACAUUCGCUUCUUCUUCUUCUUCUCUUCUCCCUACUGUUGUUGAUAAUGGAAGCCACAACAUUUUCAUAUCUAGUAAUGAACAAGAUUCGAAGGAAGAGAAUGAAUUUGUUGAUGAAAAAGAGACGGCGAGAAGAACCCGAAUAGGACUAGCUAACAAAGGAAAAGUACCUUGGAAUAAAGGAAGGAAACACACUUCAGAGACCCGGGAGCUAAUCAGGAUUAGAACAUCAGAGGCUAUGAGAGACCCCAAGGUGAAGAAGAAGAAAGCUCAACAAAUCCAUUCUCAUCAUAGCGAGCAAACCAAGGCAAAGAUGAGUGAUACACAAAGACGAUUAUGGAAAGAGCGGCAGAAGUCAAAGCGUGCGAGGGAGCUGUUUUUCCUCUUAUGGAAACAAAACAUAGCCAAUGCAGCCAUGGAAGGAGGGAGUGGUCAGGAAGAGUUAGGUUGGGACAGCUAUGAUAAGAUAAAAGAACAACUGGAGCUCCACCGAAUUUCACAAACAGAGGGAAAGGAGAAAGAAGAGCUGAUGGCAAUUGCUGGAUCAGAGAAAUUCUUUCAGUCAUGGAUGGAAAACAUAGCCAAAGCAGCCAAGGAAGGAGGGAGUGGAGAAAAAGAACUAGAUUGGGAUAGCUACGAAAAGAUAAAAGAAGAAAUAGUUCUCCUCUAUCAACUUCAGCGUAAAUCAGAGAAGGCAAGAGCCAAAGAGAUUGCAAAAAUGAAAGCUGAGAAAGAAGCACAGAUAAAAGCAAUAAAAAAGGUAAUGCUUGCUCGAAAGAAAAGAGAUCUCCGAGAAGGGACUAAAGUAAGAAAGAAAAAAAAGAGUCAACCAUGCAAAAAUACAGUGCAUGACAAACAUGCCUUGGAAGUUACUCUCAAAUUCGAACUUGGCUCUAAAUUAACUAAAAAUCAUGUUAGUAACAACAUCAGCAAUGAAGUAGCUGAAAAAGGAGACAUUAUGAAUUCAAAUUUUGCAACUCAGUGUAAAUUGGAUUUAGAGCUUAUCAUAAAAGAGAAAAUGAAGAAAAAAGUAUCGCUUGCAGAACAGAUCCAAGCUGCUAAACUCAUAAAGGAGAAGCUCAACUGA
Messenger RNA from Lathyrus sativus (Indian pea), 1227 nucleotides. Lineage: Eukaryota; Viridiplantae; Streptophyta; Magnoliopsida; Fabales; Fabaceae. The record is from the annotation of a GenBank genome assembly.